AUGAGUGUGCGCGAGCGUGCUGUGGUGCUCAUCGACGGGCCCGCCUUGGUACACCGCUGGUACCACCGCUGGAGCUACACUAGUAAGAAGACCCCAGUCGAUGUGAAGCGGUUCACCAUAACGAACGCACGACACAUAAUUGCCACAGCGCACAGCUUUGAUCCCAGUCACCUGAUGCAGCAUCUGUUGUCUCCCCAGGUGGAGUACGCCCACACCCCGAAGCACAACAAAGUCAUCAUCUGCUUCGACCAGGGUGAUGGCGGACGUCGUGAGAUGUACUCGCAGUACAAGGCAAACCGCGAGGAACGCGAACAUGGUCCGGAGCUCUCAGUAAUCAAGAAAGUGGCGACUAAGGUGUUCAUGGGAGAGCCUAAGAACACCCUUCUCAUUGUCCCAGACUUCGAUGCAAAACUCAAAAAAGUUGAUGCAGAAGCGGACGACAUGAUCGCCACAUUGGCUUUGUACAAUCAGCAGUUCAAAAUACCGACAGUUGUGAUGUCGCAUGACUACGAUCUCUACCAGCUUAUCGACGAGGCAAACAAAUGUUACCACUACGAUAUUCGCACGAAGCACCUCGUGUCUGAGAAGGGUGUCAUUGAACGUGUUGGGGUGCACCCGAAACUAAUCCGGGACUACAAAUCCCUCUCUGGGGACUCCUCAGACAAUGUUCCUGGUAUAAAGGGUAUUGGUAAGACCCGCGCGCUGCAGCUUUUGAAGAAGUACGGUGACUUGGACGGUGUUCUCACAAAAGGUGUCAAAAAGCAGGGAGGACACGUUGGUGACUUGUUACGUGCUGGCGUAACCGAUGCGGAAUUGUCGCGCAAAUUAGUGGAAUUGAGGGAUUGCCCUGAAGUUCUGAAAGCGUGCGAAUCCUUCAUGAAGCUGUAG
This is a messenger RNA of Trypanosoma grayi, 888 nucleotides long. RefSeq names its product mitochondrial structure specific endonuclease I (SSE-1). NCBI's taxonomy places the organism in Eukaryota, Euglenozoa, Kinetoplastea, Trypanosomatida, Trypanosomatidae. Gene Ontology annotation, molecular function: 5'-flap endonuclease activity; DNA binding. Gene Ontology annotation, biological process: DNA replication, Okazaki fragment processing. The record is from RefSeq and is a predicted model, not a curated record. The transcript has a single exon. Bases 1 to 888 code for a protein of 295 amino acids.